CGUUCUUGACCUCGCUCCACACCACGCAGUGCUUCAGCUCUUGUGUCGACUCGAAAGCAGAAUCGUUCUUGACCUCGCCGCUCCACGGGAACAGCUGCACAGCUCUCGAGUAUAGUAUGGUAGAGAGUAGUCGAGUAUAGUAGAGAUAAGUAAAACACCCAGAAGGACCACGCAGUGCUACUAUUAGACCGCUAGACGCGCGUAAUUGGACCGCCCGCCCUGCCAAGCUUGCGCGCACAUCGUUCGUUUCGUGCGACGCGGAAGUUUCGAGAAGCAUUCGCUGAGAAGGGACAGAAAGUCGCCCACCAAUCGCGUGCUGCAUAUACGUUGAGACGUGAAGCAGAGCCAGCUAACACAUACUCGCUGGAAAGGGGCAGAAAGUCGCCAACCAAUCGCGUGCUUCACCGUGAGGAGUCGUUUUUUUAGGGGCCUAGUAAUCGCGCGCUUCGCCGAACUGACAAUCUCGCGAGCUACAAAUAAUACUGAAGCCCGCUGAGAUAACACCUGAAAAAACACCUGAGGUCACACCUGAGAGAUUAUAAUCUGCCCAGAGACCAUGGGUACACGUAGGAGCAGCGUCCCCCGCGCACCCGCAAUCCUCGCCCUCGCUACAAUCACCCUCGCGCUGCUCGCCGCGUCGCCGCCGGCGUCCGCGGCGCGAAUCACGCAGGUGUUUGCUU
This is a messenger RNA of Closterium sp. NIES-67, 680 nucleotides long. The record is from the annotation of a GenBank genome assembly. NCBI's taxonomy places the organism in Eukaryota, Viridiplantae, Streptophyta, Zygnematophyceae, Desmidiales, Closteriaceae.